GUGUGCGUGCACAGCCCGGGGAGCUGCGGGCAAGGGGCUGGCUGACAGCGGUGAUUUGUCCCCUGCUCAGAGGCAUCUUGGCAUCGUGGGGACCCGCUUGGGGACCCCCAGAAAGAUGCAAACGUGAGCCCGGGGCUGCGUGGGGAGGUGUGUGGGUGCUGCUGGUGCACCCCUGGGGCUGGCAAGGUGUGGGUCCCAGCGUGGCACCCCCACGCUGCCCUGGAUUUGCUCGUUAAAGGGUGAUGUGUGUCCCGUGGGUGCGUGACGUGGCCGUUAAGGGUUCCCCCCCCGGGUGUUUCCCCGCAGGGAGGAUCCGCCGCGGCGCUGCUCCAAAAUGCACAGGACCACCAGGAUAAAGAUCACCGAGCUCAACCCCCACCUGAUGUGCGCCCUGUGCGGCGGCUACUUCAUAGACGCCACCACCAUCGUGGAGUGUCUGCACUCCUUCUGCAAAACCUGCAUCGUUCGCUACCUGGAGACGAACAAGUACUGCCCCAUGUGUGAUGUCCAAGUGCACAAAACCAGACCCCUCCUCAGCAUCAGGUCGGACAAAACCCUACAGGACAUCGUGUACAAGCUGGUCCCGGGGCUUUUCAAAGAUGAGAUGAAAAGGCGGCGCGACUUCUACGCAGCCUACCCCAUGGCAGAGGUUCCCAACGGGUCCAAUGAAGACCGUGGGGAGGUCUCUGAGCAGGACAAGGGGAACCUGACGGACGACGAGAUCGUCAGCCUCUCCAUAGAGUUUUACGAAGGGUCGAGGGAGGAGAAGAAAGGGACCGUUGAGAACGGGGACCUGGAGAAGGAGAAGAAGAACGGGGUGAGGUUCCUGCGCUGUCCUGCCGCCAUGACCGUCAUGCACUUGGCCAAGUUCCUCCGCAACAAGAUGGAUGUUCCCAGCAAGUACAAGGUGGAAGUCCUCUACGAAGACGAGCCCCUGAAGGAGUAUUACACCCUGAUGGAC
This is a messenger RNA of Calidris pugnax (ruff), 961 nucleotides long. RefSeq names its product polycomb group ring finger 2 (gene PCGF2). Lineage: Eukaryota; Metazoa; Chordata; Aves; Charadriiformes; Scolopacidae. The transcript is spliced from 8 exons. The record is from RefSeq and is a predicted model, not a curated record. Gene Ontology annotation, biological process: negative regulation of transcription by RNA polymerase II. The annotation marks the transcript as partial. Gene Ontology annotation, cellular component: PRC1 complex. Gene Ontology annotation, molecular function: promoter-specific chromatin binding.